AUGUACUCGCACAUGACCGGCAAAAGUGGCAAAAGCAGAGGAAAGGCUUGGAAGAGACAGGUUCAGGCAAAUGCAGAGCCAAAUACAGUCGGAGUCUUUUUGGGAGAUGUGAAAUAUUUCGUCGAGGAUGUUCUCAAGAUGUCCCUUCUAACAGGUGUGCAGCACCUCUUGGAGAUAGCUCUUGAUCCAGCGCUGGAGCCUGGAACAAUCCUAAAUGGAAGGCAGCAGCCGUCGAAAGGCUUGGAUGCCGGUGCCGAGAAGUUCUUGAAGCUAUUGCGGCCAUGCCCCUUUGUUUUCGUGGCGAGAUCGGAGUCCGUUGGGGAUCACCGUGAGAUGCUUCGCCUUUUCAGACAUCUGGAAAGCCUCACAUUCCAUGCUGCAUGCAGCAUCGAAGUCUUUGAAUUUGCUGGUCCGGAACCAUGGGAGGCAUGGCCAUAUGUGUUCUCGCAUGUCAUUCCUGCAUAUAUUCAACACCUUGAUCGUGCGUGGUUUCCACCACCAGACCAAUGUGUAUUGAGCGCCUUUAACCCACGGAGGCCGCCUACAUCUUCUUUGUUCUGUCCGGUCCAAAGCGUCAGAGUGGUGCCUGUCCGGAGCUGCAGCAGUGGCACCUACAUCUUCCUCGUGAGGCCUCCGGAUUGCCAUGGACAUGGCAUUUGGACCACCGUUGGGGGAGGCGUGAAACGAGGCCGCGGCGGCGAUCGAGAUCUCCAACAUGCCUCGCAGCGAGAGUGGGACGAGGAGGUGUUGGCAUGGCCUUCGCCAACUGCUUGGGAGCCUGGUGUGAAAGCAUUGCAGUGGGUGGUUUGGAAAGCCAACUCGUGCUCCUGGGAAAACUGGAGCAAUUGUAAGCCGCCGGAAGCUAGCGAGCGCAGUGAUGGGUGGACUUCCACCGUUUGGCAGUUUGUUUUGGCUUCGACAUCCUUUCUCGUAGAAACGCUUGCACAAGGAGGAUCUUGCAAAGUUGUCCCGGAUGAUUUCGAAGUGGUGAGAAAGGGUGACCCUCAAGAGCAUCUCGUCCGACAUCACACCGAAGGCUUGCCUUAUGUGGAGUUAGAAGAUGGAGCAUGGUUCCGGCUAGAUCUGGAAACAGGCUCUUUACAUGCUCCUUUCGCAGGGGCGGAUGUGCGUGGGGACCUCGGGCAUGAUUUAUUGAAGUCCAAGGAGUCCCAGGCACUCCAGGAGCAGCUCAGAAGUAAGCUCUCCGAAUGGGAAGCAGGGAAUCCGGAGGGAGGCCUUGCAUUGCAAUGCCCAUAUCUUGCCUGUAUCAGUCCGGAGGGCAUGCGCAACAAGCUGCAGAUAUACAGGGGCAACUUUGAGAGCCUUGGGCUAUCAUCGGAACAAAGCACAGCGCGCUUGAUCCGGUGUGUCAACACUGGCCUUGAAGCUGAUGCGUACCACCAGUUCUAUGCAGAAGAAAUACAAGCACUGCUGGAACAUCGUGCAGAUCCAACAGUGACAGUGGGCCUUUCAAGCCAAGCAACAUCGGUGUUAGAUGCCGUUCUGCAGAACAACAACUUGCGACCAUCCGUGAAGGAGCGGCUCUUUCUUCAAAAAGUGCCUCGGAGCAAAGAGGUGGAGAACUACUUGAUCUACCAUCAGUGGAAGGGUCAGAGGAUCAUCUGUGCAUCCUGCCACUGCGAGAAAGAUGGCACUGACCAGGGACUCGUCUCCAACCAUGCCUACUCUGUGCUAGGCUGGGAGAGAGAGGGUAAGUGCGUUUGCAACGCGCCACAUAAAGCCGUAUCGGUACGAUCGACGAAGUAUGCCGACGACUUCAAAUUCAGCUGGGAACACUAUGAACAGCUACAGUGCCGAGAUUUGUUUGCGGGGCCAAAAAAGGACAAGAACGCAUUUACCUGGUCUUGGAUGCUGAACAAGCGCUACAAGAGCACGGCUGCGCUUGCGGAUGUAGACUGGGACGAGGCGGCGGAGAAGAAUGUCAAGCGAACCGGCGUUGAUCCCGUGGGGGACGGCUCCUUCUACAUGAAAGACUUCUGGCACCACUACCGUGCCAUCCAGAUCUGCAGCUACCCAGCGAGCAGCAUCGAAGCAUCCAAGACCACUCUGGCGGCGCUCAGGCCGGAUGAUAACCUGGCAACCCGAGAUGCUGGAAGCAUUGACAAGGUAUUUGGCGGCAAGUCCCUAGAUGCGCAUCCCGGUGAGGAAGGCACCGGGAAGUUCUACCAGCUGGACGGAGAUGCCUCCAGCGACGCAGUACCCGCUGGCUUUGGACCACGAGGGGCCGUGGUCGGCGGAUGGUCCGAGGACGAGCUGGAGUUCGUAGUCGCUCCACUUCUGGAGGACGCUCUUGCCGACAAUAGUGGCGCUGGCGAAGCGCAAGUUCCAGUGCGCGUCCUUGGAAAGGCAGACAUGGAGCGCACCUUGGAAGAGGUGUUGUCAACGCUUCACGAGAUGGAUGCUGUCCUUCCUGAGCUGGGGGAUGAAUUGCAAUUGGAAAAUCCGGUGGUGCUUUUCAGUGGUUGGGAACCUCAGCGCAUGAUCAACGCCGUGAG
Messenger RNA from Symbiodinium sp. CCMP2592, 2516 nucleotides. The record is from the annotation of a GenBank genome assembly. NCBI's taxonomy places the organism in Eukaryota, Dinophyceae, Suessiales, Symbiodiniaceae.